GAACGCAACGACACAAGAGAACCUUUCUUAUGCAUCGAUCGGUCGUUUUUUGGAGCAGUCAGUAAGCCGUCAUGUCUUGGUGAAGGAUAUGUCUUUUGCUCUGUCACCCGAACAGUACAAGUUCCUCCCAAAAGGCUUCAAGCAUAUCUUCUUAAUUCGACAUCCUCUCAGAGUGUUUAAUUCGCUUCGAAAAUCAGUAUUUGCCCAACACUCAGCCUUGGGGAUGUUGAAAGGCGAAUCCGCAGUUGAGGAAACGUUCGACGUAGGACGCGACUACCCGUUCCCAAACGCAGGAGGUGGAUCAGUACAUAAAGAUGUUUAUGAAAUGUGGAAGUAUGUCAAAGAAAAUCUAGGUUCCGAAUCCAUCGUAGUCGACAGCGACGAGCUGUUGACGAAUCCAGCCGAAAUACUGCCGAAGAUCUGCCGAGCGGCCGGGCUGCCUUACGACGAAUCGCUCUUGAAGUGGGAUGAGUCUUCCGAAGUAACGAAGAGUUGGAUGGUUCCUUUUGAGGACCUCGUAGAGAAUUUUGUGUACUUCUUCGGCAGAGCUAUCAGAAGCAGCGAAUUUCUGCCGGCAAGCAAGAUGCCAUCACGUGACGACGUUCGACCUGACGUCAUUAGAUAUACCGAUCAGGCUAUGAAGUAUUAUGACGAAAUGUAUGAAGUUAGGAUCAAGGUCUAAGUAACUUAUCCGUCAUAUACCUUGUUAUGAGUUGCUAGUUAGGACACCAGUAUGUGUGAAUCUACCGGUAUAUUAGCAGCCGUGGGACAGGGGCGCACAGUAUUGGGAUUUAAUUAUAAUUAUUUUGUUAUUAUAUCAAUUACCACUGUAUAAUUAUAACCUACAUUGUUUAUUGCUAUAAAUUUAUGAUCACUCACGAAACUAUACCACUUGUUAAUUGACUUGUUUAUAUAAUUGUUUUAUUUAGUUUAAAAUG
Messenger RNA from Strongylocentrotus purpuratus (purple sea urchin), 938 nucleotides. RefSeq lists its product as uncharacterized. The record is from RefSeq and is a predicted model, not a curated record. NCBI's taxonomy places the organism in Eukaryota, Metazoa, Echinodermata, Echinoidea, Camarodonta, Strongylocentrotidae. The coding region runs from base 89 to 682 and encodes 197 amino acids. The transcript has 2 exons.